Molecule: messenger RNA, 6107 nt
Organism: Uranotaenia lowii
Lineage: Eukaryota; Metazoa; Arthropoda; Insecta; Diptera; Culicidae
Product: non-canonical poly(A) RNA polymerase protein Trf4-1-like
Exons: 6
Coding region: 1221-3722 (833 amino acids)
Biological process (GO): RNA 3'-end processing
Cellular component (GO): TRAMP complex; nucleolus
Molecular function (GO): mRNA binding; poly(A) RNA polymerase activity
Source: RefSeq, a predicted model, not a curated record
UCAUCACAUCACACGGACUACGACGACGACGGGACGGUAUCGCUUUUAUAUAUCGUUUGAGGCAGUCCGUCACUGACUCUCGUGUGUGCUGAUGCUGAUGCUGAUGCUGCUAGUUAUUUAGCUGAUGUGCUCAGCCAGCCAUUCCAAAAGUGCCGAACCAAAAGUGCCUCAUCCGUCGCUGUCUACGGCUGCUUCUUCGUGUCUCGACGUUACAGUUUUUUAGUUGAAAUCGAACUCACCUUCCUCGCGAAUGUGUAAUGUACCUACCGGAGCGCGCCGUCUAGUAGUGCAUACAUUGGGAAGAGUUUCGUUCUAUCACGGGACCAUGUGAUAUUUUUUUGCUACACCGGAUUGUAUUUUAUUUGCUUUUAGUUUUAUGACAAAAGGUGGCCUCAAGUGAGUGAUAAUAGAUCUGGAAGGAUAAGUCCCCGCGAAAGCAAGUGCCGAAACUUUCACUAAAAUCGAACAAGUGUCAUUGCUAAGUGCAAGGUAGUGUCGAAUAAUGGAGGUCGGCACAAGGAGGAAAUAAAGAGCUGGCUUAUUAACUCGGUGGAACACUCCCAAUAUUUACUUUCACGUAUUUUGGGAUUUAAAUCUUCACCGUGGUAUAUAAUGAUUGUGAAAAAGAACGUCAUUCGCGUUGAUAAGAAGAAGAGUCCUAUCGAAAAGUGAAGUCCAAACAGACUCAGCAGGAAUAAGAAGAGUUCAUCGGGUCCGAACGAGAGAAAAAAAAGCACGUGAAGAAAAAAUAAAAGGUGCCGGAGCUAUAUGCGAAAAGCAAAAUUAAGAGAAGAAAUUCGCGAAUCGGAGUGAUAGUAGUAGAUUGACACGUGUAGUGUUUUGAAGCCGACUCUGUAGCUGCCGCAAGGAUUAAUUGAGACUGAAGAAAAAAGUGUUGCAUAAAAGUGUUUUGUGCUAUAACGUUCUACCGUAAAAGUGUACAAAACUCUACGGUACGGAUAUUUCAAUAUCCAAGCCACAAAAAAGCCAUCAUGUUUGUGUAGUGUGUAUGUUUCCAACCGAUCGGGAGACAAAGGAAGUUUUUCGUGGUGCCAGCGCAGAGUGAAGGGAUUGUUGUUUGUGGAGCAAUUUGCGCGAGGUGUUUACGGGUAGGCCAUUUGGCUCUAAAGUGCUUGGGGUGGGCAAGGAAGAACAGUGAGUGAGAGGGUCUGAAAUCAAGAAACCGGAUUUAGGAUUCACUGAGAGCUACAACAGUAGCGAUGGAUUCGUCGGUCGCUUGGUUCCAAGAGGAGCAAGAAGGACCAGCCAAGCGUGUGUGGAUGGGCAUUUGGGAAACUAUGGCUGAGCUGGACCCUCCGCUGACAGCUCCGGUUGAGAAUCAGAAACCGCAACGGGCUGGAACAGAAAAACCGAACCGUGUGCCGGCAAGUGGUUUGGAAAAUCGUCUAAUAGUGGCCGCCACUGGACCGAACGAUGAACAUCACCACCAUCACGGAAACGCGCUGAGCGAAAGCAACGGAAACAAUACCAACAACGGAAACGGAAAUGGUAAUAACGGAAAUAACACCCCUACUGGCCCUGGUGGCACUGUUCUAGUCAACAACAAUAACAACAACAGCGAAAAGAACUACAACCCGACCAGGAAAAAAGCCGGCAGCACCGUGGACAACAAAGCUAGUACUUACAACAUGAAUAAGCAGCACAUGCGGUUAAUCGGAAUCCACGGGGGGUGUCCUUGGCGCCCACCCAGCUUCAAGUACGACCGAGGAAUUCUGGGACUACACCAAGAGAUCGAGCAGUUCUUCGCCCACAUGAUACCGACACCGACGGAGCAUGCGCUAAGGGUACAGGUGGUCGCCCGGAUAGAAAACAUCGUGUUGAAUCUCUGGCCGAUGGCCCGGGUUGAGAUGUUCGGAUCGUUCCGUACCGGACUCUAUCUGCCUACCAGUGAUAUAGAUCUCGUUGUCAUCGGACGCUGGGAGAAGCUGCCGUUGCGUACCCUGGAAAAUGAACUGAUCAGCCGGGGUAUUGCCGAGCCGAUGUCGGUGCGGGUGCUGGACAAAGCAUCGGUUCCGAUUGUCAAGCUAACGGACCGGGAAACCCAGGUCAAGGUAGACAUUUCCUUCAACAUGCAGUCCGGCGUGCAGUCGGCCGAACUGAUUAAGGAGUUUAAAUCCAAGUACCCGGUGCUGGCCAAGCUGGUGCUGGUGCUGAAACAGUUCCUGCUGCAACGCGAUCUGAACGAGGUUUUCACCGGUGGCAUUUCCUCGUACUCGUUGAUUCUGAUGUGUAUCAGCUUCCUGCAGCUGCACCCGAGGGCCAAUCAGAAACAGACUACGAACCUUGGUGUUCUGCUAAUGGAGUUUCUCGAACUUUAUGGGCGAAAAUUUAACUACAUGAAGACUGGAAUUAGUGUUAAAAAUGGAGGACGGUAUAUUCCCAAAGAAGAGUUGCAACGUGAAAUGGUUGAUGGCCAUCGACCGAGUUUACUGUGCAUCGAAGACCCGCUUACACCUGGCAACGAUAUCGGACGAUCGUCGUACGGUGCCCUUCAGGUGAAACAGGCCUUCGAGUACGCCUACAUCGUGUUGAUGCAGGCCGUUUCCCCGCUUAAUAAAUAUCUCAACGAAUGCAACCGUCAGAGUAUACUCGGAAGGAUAAUUCGGGUAACGGAUGAGGUCAUAGACUACCGCAAGUGGAUCAAGGAAACCUUCGAGCAUAGACUGAUAGCGGCCCAAACCAUAGUGCCAACGAUACUGAACGAUCCCCUGAACCCGUAUAUUCCACUACACCUGCAGCAGCAAGGACAACUCCAACAGCAGCAACAACUCUACAGCAACAACAAUAACAUCAACAAUCGACGGAGGAACAGCCUCUCGGAUGUGGACACCUCUGAAGAAAGUAUGGACAGCGACGGGGACUCGCAUUCCAUCUCCCGGGACAUCUCACCGACGAGUAUAAACCGAUCACCGGAACUACAUGACCUGCAACAUCAGCAACACCCUCAGCACCACCAUCCCAACAGCCAAAUCGGUGGCGGCGGUCCCGUUGUUCUCCUCACCUCCCAUAUUCCACCGCCAUCGCACCCGCAUGAGGUACUGAUCGAGGAUCAGCAUCACGCCAUGGUUCAGCAGCAGCAACAGGCAUUAGACGGGUUGAACGAAAAUCAAAUGAUCAAUUAUAACAUCAAUAACCGUCGCAGUACUUCAUCCCCGCAUCAAAUGGGUACCGGUAAAAAUGUUCCGCUCAAUGUUUACACCGCCAGAAGCAGCUCAGAGCGUAUGGGCAACCAGAACAACAACAACGUUAGCAAUAACCAGCAACAAUCGACCGGGGGCGGCGGCAAUAAUAACGGCUUGGUGCGACACAAUAGCAAACACCGGCGGGCAGUGAUCGGAAUGCACUAUAACAUGAUGGGCAUGACCGGUGCUAGCCAGCAGAACCACAGCAAGGACGAAAACCUAUUGCACCAAGGCCAGAACAAUAACAACAAUAACGUGCUAAUGAGAAGCGGUGACGGUGGCGGCAUUGUUGGAGGAGGAGUUGUCAGUGGCUCGAACGGUAAGGAUCUGGCGAAAUCUGGCGGCCAACUUCCCUCCCAGCAGCUCUAUAGUCUGAACAAAAAGGCCGUCCAGAACGCAGUAAACGCGGCCGUGAAUUCAUCGUCGUCCAAGCGCAAAAAGACCAUUUCUCCAACCGAUAACAAUAAAGGCAACAAGGGUAGCGGUAGUAACAGUGGCAGCGGAAUGGAUAGUCGAUGAUAGCAUGCGCGGCACCAGCACUGUACCCGGUACGUGCACUAUUGCCUGUAGGGAUUGGGAACGAGCAGCUGUGUUCCGCGGAAGGAAUGACGCAACCUAGCUGAUCGAAAAUACAUAUUAUUUCUACAUAUGUAUAAGUUUCGCCAUUUCCGGCGUUCCGGCCAUCAUUUUGAGCAGGAUGUACUAGAAUUAAGCUAGUAUACGGAUUCGGCAAAAUGUAUAGUAAUUCAACUAUAAUCAUACGUGUAGUGAGUGUAGACUAGAUAUGAAAAAGUUAUAGCACAUCGAUAUCUAUCCAGUCCACUCCUCUAUGAUCAGUUCUCGUUAUCGUUUUCCUGUCCUAAGGCUACGCUCUUGACAGUGUCCCUAUCCAUAUCGAAGACCGCCUGUAGAAUUUCACUGCCCGCAACCGAAUUUGGACAAUGUGGACGUGUGCGCUGUAUUCCUGCUGUUGGGGAAACAUAGCAAAUUAAAAAAAAACAAUAGUCAGACGCAACUUAUAGACCUUUAUGCCAGUUAAGCUAUCAGUAAGUGCUAAAACCUAUAACAAUAAGCGUGAUAGAACAUGAUUAUCCAGCGAGAUUUAUCCGUUGCAAAAUAUUGUAACUCAACCUUUCUCUCAUUAUAAACCAUGUGACACAUUGCCAACCACACACAACAAUAAAAAAACACAUCAUCCACAAGCAUUAAGACAAAACUAAUCAAUGUUUCACAGGCAAACACUUGUUUUUGCUAUUAUCAAUAGAGUAAAUCAAGCAGACAGAUUCAUUUAAAGCUACACUAUAACAGAAAAAAACUAGAUUCUUCUAGAGUUUGGAGGGAAGUUUUUGAACCGAUCAUGUUGUGUAAAAAUGAAUAUUAUUCUGUACUCUUUCAUACAAAAAAAAAAGCUAAGAAGCUACCUAUGCCGAAAGGUCCAAGCGAAAUUACCAUCAAUAAACAAUACCUUAGUAGGUAGGGAGCAGUGACAGCAGCAGCAAGGUGAUUACCGCCUAAAGUGCGGUAAUCGGAUCAGAAUCACACAGGCCAGUUAUCGCAACUUUGCCGAUAUUAAGUAUAUCGUUAUCAUUGCUAGCGCGGAUUAAAGGGCUCUUUCAAUUGCAAAAAUUCUUUAUCUUAUUUUUUUUUUCUCUGUGUCAUAUAAUACGGCUUUUAACGAUCAUUGAAUGUAGUAAGUAUUCAUUUUUUCCCGAAAAAAAACAUAUUAUGUAAUGAGUUUUAUCAAAUAUAGAAGAAACGAAAAAAAACGAAUAAUUUUUUCAUAAAAAUAAAUUGGCCGAAGAAAACACAUACAAAACUAAAUUUAUCCAAUUGCAUCAAAAUGCUUUCUGAAUUAAAAAAAAAAACUUUUAACGAUUUUGAAUCGAGAAAACAUGUUCCUCUCUGCGAGUUCAUAGAGAAAAACAAUAAUGCAAUUGAUCAGCAGAAAGGAAACAUAAAAACAGCUGGAUUUAAGAACUUUAACUUACACACAGUUGAUUUGAAAAAAAAAAUACAUCAAAUUUGUUCUUCUGAAACAUACUUAAUAACCCUAAGGCAAAUCAAAAUUCAACCUUUUAUUUCUAUUUUCCCCAAUUGAAACGAAAAACUUUCUGUUUCACUAGCGUACGUGCAAUAUUUUGUUGCAAUGCUUAACUUAUCGAAACUGUAUCUGUUGUAUUUUAGUCUAUUGAAUGAUUUCUUUCUACUCAAACCUAAAAUAAGGCACAUUAUAAAAGAAUGGUUUCAACUCAACUGUACAUUUUAAAAUACUUGAUCAUGAUUCAUUUCUUCUCGUAUCCUCGUAUUUCUACGCUUAGUUUUCUAGAAAAAAAUAUAUUUUUCCAUUUAACUCCGAACUUUCCUCGUUUAAACUUGAACCUACAUAAUGAUUAUAUUUAUGUGUAAUGUCGAAUAAUGUCAGCCCUAAAUAUGAUUGGUAUAGAAUUGUGAUUUGUCUCAUAAUAAGCAAAUCGUAGUUAAAUCAUUAUAUGAUUGAAUUUCGAUUUUGAAAAAAUAAAAAAAAACAACGAGCUCGGAUAAUAUCAAAAGCUAGCAUUGUGAUGAUAACGAAUAUUUAGUUCUACCCAAGAAAUGCUCGCCACAGCAAUUGAAUGCGUAACUGUUUUGGAUUUAUCAAUUAUAGCAAAAUUACAUAAGUACUCCGGACCUGGCCUGGUCAAGAAUUGCUUGCAACAUGAACGAACAACAAGAGAAUGAAAGAAAAAGAACACAUAAAGCAGUCAUUUUGAGUACAAAAUCUUAAAUAUAUUAAAUCUUAUUAAACCGUAAAAGAAAACCCACAUUUGUAAUUUAUCUGUAAAAUACUAUUUAAAUCGAAUAAGUGAAAAAAAGUUAAAAUUAUUAUGUAAAUAAAGAGAAGCCCAAAAAAAAAACGAAAAUUCA